AUGGUGAAUAAAAUGUAUAAAGCUACGCCUGAAAAAACCGAAAGAAAGGGAAGCAAACAUAAUCAGGUUAUAAUGUCUAUAAUUGUAUGCUUGCCCGUUCUAGCCUAUGGUACGGCAACGGGUUGGAUUUCCCCCCACAAGGAUCUCUUGAUGGGAGACUCAUCACCGUCAGUAGAACCCCUCACCGAAGAGGACAUAUCCUGGAUGGCCUCCGUCAUAUAUAUAUUCGCACCCAUCGCGGUGUUCACUUUUGGUGCAGCGGCUGAUAAAUUUGGAAGAAAGAAGGCGUUACUCUGGGCUUCUGUACCUAUAUCGAUCGGUUGGGGGGUGAAGCUCAUAAGUUCUCAUCCCACCGCCCUGAUCGGAGCUCGGGCUCUGAUCGGCUUCGGAUGUGGAGGCGGUUACGUAUUAUGUCCACUGUAUGUCAAAGAGAUCAGUGAAGACAGCAUACGAGGCAUGACUGGAACUUUUGUUAUAUUCUCACAGACCGUCGGCAACCUACUGGUUUUUGUGCUGGGUGAUCUAUUGCCGUAUCACACUGUACUGUGGAUUCUACUGGCAAUCCCACUGAUACAUUUCUGUAUCCAACUCAAGCUGCCUGAAACACCCUCCUAUCUUAUAAAAUGUGGCAAAAAUGAGGAAACAGCGAAGGUCUUGGGUUGGUUGCGGUCUCUUCCACACACCGACAGUUCCAUCAAUGAGGAGGUAGACAGGCUAAUCAUCGAACAGACGGUUGAACCGAAAUUCUCACCCAAGUUACUCCUUGCUGACAAAACCGCUUUUAAAGCAUUCUGGGUGGCUCUGCUAGUGAAUCUUAUGAGAGAGUUCUGCGGCUGCAUCGUAAUACUCGUGUACGCCAGCCAAAUCUUCGCAGAAACUGUAAAAGAACCUGGAUCAGGCAUCAACUUGUCUCCCAACAAACAAUCAAUCUUAUUAGCUGCUGUCCAGAUCGUUGGAUCGUUUUUAGCUUGUCAACUUGUUGACAGAGCUGGUAGAAAGCCGCUGUUAACAGUGACGAGCUCAGUAGCAGCAAUCAGUAUGUGCCUAUUGGGCGUAUGGUUCUACCUGCAAAGCGUUGGUACGUUGCUACCAGGUUGGGUGCCUAUCGUCGCACUGUGUACAUGUAUCUUCGCUGACGCCUCCGGCUUGCAGCCUUUACCAAACGUUAUUAUGACAGAGCUGUUUAGUUUUCAGCUCCGAGGUACGGUAGCCACGUUAAUUACGGCGAUUUCAUUGGCCACCGAUUUUGCUCUCUUGAAACUGUUUGCACCAUUAAACAAUUUGAUAGGAUACCACUUCACUUUCUGGGCGUUCAGCUUCGUCUGCUUAGCAAACGUCUUCUACUUAAUCUUCUUCGUACCAGAAACGAAAAUGAGAAAUCUAGAAGACAUCUACGCGGAUCUAGAAGGCAAGAGGCGGAAAAAGAAAGAAAACGCCAUUGAGACAAAUCAUGUUUAAGUUCCUAAUUUAAAUUAGUUUAAGUUUAAUUUAUGUUAAAUUAUAUUUUGAGAAAUAAGA
This is a messenger RNA of Melitaea cinxia (Glanville fritillary), 1518 nucleotides long. Its product is annotated as facilitated trehalose transporter Tret1-like. The coding region runs from base 1 to 1458 and encodes 485 amino acids. Gene Ontology annotation, cellular component: membrane. The record is from RefSeq and is a predicted model, not a curated record. Gene Ontology annotation, biological process: transmembrane transport. Gene Ontology annotation, molecular function: transmembrane transporter activity. NCBI's taxonomy places the organism in Eukaryota, Metazoa, Arthropoda, Insecta, Lepidoptera, Nymphalidae. The transcript is spliced from 8 exons.